AACCCAUCUGACCCAACAGAAACUCUAAAAAGGACGGCUGCUAUCCAGUUCACCUGGUCUCACAUAACAGUCACACGGAGGCAGCGCUCACUCCACAGGGGGCAGACGGCAGCUACAAAGGGUCAUCAGACAGCCCUGCACCGGGCAGCUGUUGUGGGAAACCGUGAUGCUAUCUCUGCCCUCAUCCAUGGAGGCUGUGCACUUGAUCUACAAGACAAGGAAGGAAACACUGCUUUGCAUGAGGUAUCAUGGCAUGGCUUCAGUUCAUGUGUAAAGCUACUGGUCAAAGCUGGAGCCAAUGUCCAAGUGAAGAACAAAGCAGGAAACACACCUCUGCAUCUAGCAUAUCAGAAUGGACAUUCCCAGACCGCUCGAGUUCUAUUACAAGGUGGAGCGAUGCCUGACAGCAAAAACAAUGCAGGUGACACUUGUUUACACAUUGCUGCACGCUACAAUCACUUGGCCAUGAUUAAGAUCCUCUUGGGUUCUUUCUGCUCUGUGACUGAGAAAAACCAGAUAGGAGACACUGCGCUCCAUGUCGCUGCUGCCCUAAAUCACAAGAAAACUGUCAAUCUGUUACUGGAAGCUGGAGCUGACGCAAACAUCAGAAACAACACAGGCCACACUGCUCUUGAUAAAGCCCGGGACAACAACAACCGAGAUUUGGCUAUUCUUCUAGCAAAAUCCAAUCAGUUGCAGAGGUUUGCUCGUGGAAAGACAGUGAGAAAAAGAAGAGAUGUCUUGGGGGCCCAGAGGAGAACUCAGUCCCUCCUCAGAGUUCCUUCCUCCCGACAGAAGGACUGUACUGAAGUGGCAGAAGACACAAACAACUGUGAUCAAGUACAUCACAGGAUACAACCUGAACAGAACACAGCAACUUUGAGCCCCGGCACAAGGAGAAAGAUCCGGAGCCCAAGAAUAAAGUUGGACCAUGUGUUCCGGAGAGAGUAUCAGCUACAUGAGAGAGGAUCUCCAUCCCAGAGAGUAAAACACAGCAGCACCAGCUCUCAGGAGGAAGAGGAAACUCCUGGAAAAGCCUAUCAGCUUUAUACACUUUACAGGGAUAAAGAUGGACAGAUAAAGCAGGCUCCUGCGAAUGACUGUCAUUGUAAGCCCCUCAUUAAAACGCUGGAGAAUAAGCUGAAAGCCGCAAAGAUGGAGAUGAGGUCAGAAAUUCACACUGUCCAAGAGGAGAUGAACUGCAGGCUGGGCAGAAUAGAGCAAAAAAACAAGCAUCAGAUUAAAGUUCUUGAGAAACUCAUGCAGGAGCGUGUGUCAGCUGAGACAAUGGAGUGUCAUUAUCGAAUCAAUCAGAGAGCCACUCUGGAACGCUUGGCGGAUGAGAGAAAACAGGUAGCUGCUACCAAUGCUGUGAAAAGCUGGUGCAUGUCUAAGAUUCAAGAUUUUGAAGUGCGAAUGCCUGCAGAGACACAAUACUACAAACUUCUGCGCUCUCCAUCAGUGGAUCACUCUCUGGUGGACUCAGACCCCGAGGGUCUCCCACUGCUGUCACUUAUCUCUGAGGAGAGCUCCAGCUCACUGACCACCUAUGUCAAUGUGUUACCCAGCCCAGGAGCAGAUGAUUAUCAUAACCUGUCAGCUCCUUCAGUGGUCAAACACAAACCUCUAUCACGGAAGCUGGUGGCUGCUGACCCCAAGUGGUACAGAGCAGAAGUGCAGGAGGUUGAUGUCUCAAAGUCCAGGUCAGACAAAAGGGAUGAACUGUGCGAUAGCACCGCCAGCAGCAGUCUGUCCACAUCCAGCAAGCGUUACAAUGACAGCGACACAGAACCAGCGCCCAGCCCGGCCUGGAAACACAGCAGGCACCUGAAGGACAGGAUUAAAGCACAUCACGCUCAAACCCAGCAGAACAACACCAUGAAGACCCUGGAGGUGUUUUCCCAGCGGCCCGUGGAGGCCACCUUCACCCAAGAGCGGGCAAACUUACAUGCCAUGGAGGUGACACAGCGUUUCUUUGAGACGGUCUCCACACAGCUGGAACGCUGGUAUGAGAGGAAGAUCCAGGAAGCGCAGAAGGUGGCAGAACAGAAAGCCAUGCAGGACAGAGCCAGUCUACUGGAGAAGAUCAACACACUGGAAGAAGAGCUACAGAAGCUUCGCACUAACACUAAUACAAACUCUUGACACAUACAGUACUAUCCCCAUAUACCUGGAUUCCACCUAAUAUGAAAGUCGUGGCAAUACAAAUGAGAUUGGAGCUUUGUAAACACUGAGUAAACUUACAGUAAUUUUAUUGUACUGUAGUAAAACACAGGGAUGCAAAACUAUUUUAAAAUUUAUAAGACUCCAAAUCAAAGUUUCAUUUUGACAAUGGCAGGAAUUAUUAUAUGUAGGUUGUGAUUAUGCUAAUGGUACAACAGUGCUCUAUUAGCCAACUGAGUACAGUACUUCUUUGCUCAAUGUCAAGUCAUCCAGAAAUUAAAACUGUUAUCAUUUACUCGCCAUCUUGUCUUUCAAACAGGGUUGAGAAAGAUUCAGAAUCAAAGAAGUGCCUUCCUUUCACUGAGCUGGAAUGUGAAUUGAUUUGGCCACACCCCACAGGAUUCACAAAUUCUAUUGGAAUUUGAAUUGGAAAGACAGGAAGAGGAACUUGCUGAAUAGUGAUUCAAAGAAAUUUAAAUGUUGUUCCAUCCUUGUGAAAUAUAUAAAGUGAAUACUUUGUUUUCUAUAGUACAGUGAAAGUUAAUGAAGACUUGUCUAUCAAAAUAAUAAUAAAAAUAAAUAAAUACAAAUAAUACAUUUCA
This is a messenger RNA of Sinocyclocheilus rhinocerous, 2765 nucleotides long. Its product is annotated as ankyrin repeat domain-containing protein 6-like. NCBI's taxonomy places the organism in Eukaryota, Metazoa, Chordata, Actinopteri, Cypriniformes, Cyprinidae. The transcript is spliced from 15 exons. The annotation marks the transcript as partial. Gene Ontology annotation, molecular function: protein binding. The record is from RefSeq and is a predicted model, not a curated record.